CAAGUCUCUCUUUCUCUCUAACAACAACAACAAUGGCGAUGGCGAGUUUAGCUAGGAGGAAGGCGUACUUUCUCACCAGAAACUUAUCCAACUCUCCCACUGACGCACUCAGAUUCUCCUUUUCCCUUUCCCGUGGCUUCGCCUCAUCAGGAUCUGAUGAAAACGACGUCGUCAUCAUCGGCGGCGGUCCCGGCGGUUACGUAGCCGCGAUCAAAGCCGCUCAGCUUGGUCUCAAAACCACCUGUAUCGAGAAACGCGGCGCUCUCGGUGGUACUUGUCUCAACGUCGGUUGCAUUCCUUCGAAGGCUCUUCUUCACUCUUCACAUAUGUACCAUGAGGCGAAGCAUUCGUUCGCUAACCACGGUAUUAAGGUCUCUUCGGUUGAGGUGGAUCUUCCUGCUAUGUUAGCUCAGAAAGAUAAUGCGGUUAAGAACCUUACUCGUGGUAUCGAAGGUUUGUUCAAGAAGAAUAAGGUGACUUAUGUUAAGGGAUAUGGUAAGUUUAUUUCCCCAAAUGAAGUCUCGGUGGAGACGAUCGAUGGAGGAAACACUGUUGUGAAAGGUAAACACAUCAUCGUUGCUACUGGCUCGGAUGUUAAGUCUUUGCCUGGUAUUACGAUUGAUGAAAAGAAGAUUGUUUCGUCGACUGGAGCGUUGUCUCUAUCGGAAGUUCCGAAGAAAUUGAUUGUGAUUGGUGCGGGGUAUAUUGGGCUUGAGAUGGGUUCUGUUUGGGGUAGGCUUGGAUCUGAGGUUACGGUAGUUGAGUUUGCUGGGGAUAUCGUUCCUUCGAUGGAUGGUGAAAUCCGUAAGCAGUUUCAACGUUCACUUGAGAAGCAAAAGAUGAAGUUCAUGCUCAAGACUAAAGUUGUAUCCGUGGAUUCCUCCUCUGAUGGUGUGAAGCUUACAGUGGAACCGGCAGAAGGAGGAGAGCAGACUAUUCUGGAAGCCGAUGUUGUCCUUGUCUCAGCAGGAAGAACACCGUUCACAUCUGGACUUGAUCUGGAGAAAAUCGGAGUGGAAACUGACAAAGCCGGGAGGAUUCUGGUGAAUGAGAGAUUCUUGAGCAAUGUCCCAGGCGUGUAUGCUAUUGGAGAUGUGAUUCCAGGACCAAUGCUUGCUCACAAAGCCGAAGAAGACGGUGUUGCUUGUGUGGAGUUCAUAGCAGGCAAACACGGUCAUGUGGAUUAUGACAAGGUUCCUGGUGUUGUGUACACGCAUCCUGAGGUUGCUUCGGUUGGUAAAACCGAAGAACAGCUGAAGAAAGAAGGUGUGAGUUACAGGGUUGGAAAAUUCCCGUUUAUGGCAAAUAGCAGAGCUAAGGCCAUUGAUAAUGCAGAAGGAUUGGUUAAGAUUCUGGCUGAUAAGGAGACCGAUAAGAUCUUGGGCGUUCACAUUAUGUCGCCAAACGCUGGAGAACUGAUUCAUGAGGCGGUUCUUGCGAUUAACUACGAUGCAUCAAGUGAAGACAUUGCUCGAGUCUGUCACGCUCAUCCCACUAUGAGUGAGGCGCUGAAGGAAGCUGCCAUGGCCACCUAUGACAAGCCUAUUCACAUCUAAAGGGAAGAAGGACGACCUUAAAGGAGAGAGCCACCUAUGACAAGCCAAAUCGAUAUCUUAACCAGGUUGGAUUUUGGUUCGGUUUACUGUGGUUUAGCCUUCAGUUUGUCCUGUAUUUCUGAUGGAUUUGGAAUGAGCUGAAAGAAGAUGUUACUACUACACUGUUUUAAUUCGUUAAUGUUCUUCAUAUGUUCAGAUUGGGGUUAAGCCUGAUCCUUAAUAAACAUUUUCACGGUAA
Molecule: messenger RNA, 1794 nt
Organism: Arabidopsis arenosa
Lineage: Eukaryota; Viridiplantae; Streptophyta; Magnoliopsida; Brassicales; Brassicaceae
Source: the annotation of a GenBank genome assembly